Molecule: messenger RNA, 7862 nt
Organism: Porites evermanni
Lineage: Eukaryota; Metazoa; Cnidaria; Anthozoa; Scleractinia; Poritidae
Source: the annotation of a GenBank genome assembly
AUGCUUAGUAGCUCAGACUGCUUAAAAAAGCUAUCUUUUCCGAGUAGAUUUGUUCGCCAUAUUAGAGGGCAUAAAAUGUUGUAUAUUUGGUGUGCGGUGAUCGCGGCUUAUGCAGCGAUGAUCUUGUAUCUCCGACUUCCUAUGGUUGUUUUCCCUGCAUUUCUGUUUAUAACCUUUCUGGCGUCUGGUGGGCGGAAUUUCCCUAAAGUUUUCUUUCGAACGAUUCUGCGUGAUGUGAGGUACGUUUUUCUCUGAUUUUUAUCUAACAGACAAUCGAAGGUUAACAUAAUCGUUUAAUUUAUGAUCGUAAUUUGUUAAACAUGUACAUUAUUGAUCAACAAGCAUCGAUCAGGUACUCUACCGGUGUGCGACAAACGCAGACUGCAGACUUGCGCAGGUAAACGAGGUAAAUGUUGUUGUGAAAUGCUUUAACAGAUUCCCUGUCCCUAAACACUUAAAGGUUAGGGACAGGGAAUCUGUUAGAUCAUUUCACAACAAUGUUUACCUUAUUUACCUGCAAGUCUGCAGUCUGCGUUUGUCGAACACGGUCUCAGACAAAAGUGUAGUGAGGACACUUCUACCAAAAGCUGUUUUGUCUUUUGCUUUCUGGCCCGUCUCCUUGUCCUCCCAAUGUUGCUUAUUACACUAAACUUACCAAAUCUUGCACACCAACAUUGGGAGAGUAAGAAGACAGUAAAGUGUCCCAACAAUUUUGACUGAGACUGUACUUUAUCUGGUCUGUAAACGCUGUUAGAUAAACGAAAUGGUUCAUGCUUUUAGCUGUGUGUAUAUGGAAAUAUGGAUGUACUUGCAGUCUAUUCAACCUUAUUGGGAUUUUAGAUAAUUGAGGAAUCAUGCCAGCGCUGAAGGGGUGAGCUGCUAGGGCAAGCCCUAGGAUUUCACAGUAACAAUCGUUUCCGUUACCGUGUUGUUACCCUGAUCUUAAAAUAAUGGAACCGAAAAAUAGUUUGACAUGUCCUGAUAUAUUCAGACUGAGGGAUCAAAAUAUGCCAUGGUCAUGUAUACUAGGAUGUUGUUUCCUUAGUUAGUAAAAUGUUAAAUAAACAACUGGUCAAUAAAUUUAGUUUUUUCCCAACCACGUGCAUUAACCACUCCUUGCAAUUGACCAAGGACCCAGGCUGUGUUUACAAGGUUCUUCAAUUGGCAAUUAAUUUCAGAGAAGUACAGUAAUGAUUUUCACUUAUGGUAUAUAACCAAUGUCACAUUUUAUUGACAUUGUUUGGUUUCAUUGCAGGGGUAUUUUUCGUUAUUCAAAGGUGAUUUAUUACACCCGCCGUUAUAAAAGAGAAAAGAAAACAGUUCCUGAUAUAUUUCAACUAACAGUCUCCAAAUAUCCUCAAAAAGCUGCCAUAAUAUUUGAGCAGAAAACUUGGACAUUUCAAGAGGUUGAAGACUAUUCCAACAGGAUAGCCAAUUAUUUCAAGGCACUGGGUUACCAGAAAGGAGAUUGCGUGGCUGUUUUAUUAGAAUCCAGCCCUGAGUUUGUCUGUGCAUGGCUGGGACUGUCUAAACUUGGUGUUGUUACUGCUCAAAUCAACACCAAUUUGCGGCUUGAUUCACUUUGGCAUUGUAUAUCGGUUGCCAAUGUAAAAGCAGUAAUUUUUGGAUCUAAUUUCUCAGGUAAAAAAAUCUUGGCCAAAAUUACCAAUAUUCAGUUUAUCCUGCAACCUAGCCCUCCAUUUGACUAUCCUAAGGGGUGAAAGGUUACGCACAAGCUACACUAAACAGGCAAAGCAAGGCAGGAGGGUGUAACACUGGUGAAGGGUGAUUUUUUUCAAGUCUCACUCUUUUCCCAGCCAAUUACUUUUCACAGCUUGGCCAUGAGUGACCUUCUAAGCUUACAAUUUCCCCAUGGAGAGCUUGCUUGCAGUCUGUUUCCAAUUGUUUGGUACAUGUAUUUGCACACAGUGAAAUGAAAUACAGUUUGUAAAGUGCCACUUAUAAGCCUGGGCUUCUUAGUUCUACAUCUUCAUAAGGGGAUUUAGGAUGGCUUAACCCUUUAAGCUCCAAUAUCCACAUACAAAUUCUCCAAACUGGUCUUUAUACAUUUCCUUAAGGAAUAAGUUGAGAGAAUUUGGUAGAAGAUCAAAGCAUUUUCUCUUAGGUCAUCAUUUUAUUGACUCUCAUAACCAUUUCUCUUGGCAACAUAUGGAUAUUGUUAGGAGAAAAUUGAUCUUGGCCACUAUCGGGACUUAAAGGGUUGAUUAUAAAAAGAGGGGCUUAUUUUGAUGGGGGCUUAUGACCUUAAUAGAAAAGCGCUUACUGAUCAAACAGUCAACAGUACUGAUCAAAAUUAUACAUUUUACAUUUACUAGUAUUAAUUGUUAAGCUUCAAAACCCCGAGUAAAAAGUAACUAAACAUUGCAUACACUUUUAUUUUUGCUAUUACAGGUGCUAUUAAGGAAAUCCAGACCAGAAUUCCAAGCAAAGUACAGCUGUACUCUUUAGGAGAUUCCCCAACAUUGCCUUCAGCGACCAAUUUAGAGAAAGAGCUUGAAAAUUGUUCAUCUGUAGCACCCAAUGUCACUCACUCUAAAUCUAUUGCAGGUAAGUAAAGAAGGCAAAAACCAAGCAGUUUGUAGGAAACUGCAUGUAUGUGUUCAAUUUUAUCCUUGGUUUAAAUUUUAUUUUCUUUUGUUUUUGGGUAUGGUGAUGUAUGAUAAUGACAUGAUAAUGAGUUUGAAACAAAAGAAAAUAACAGGUUUUUGCAGAAUUCAUGAUGGGUUAGCUGAUUGUAGAAGUAUAGGUAGAACCUGCAUUACCUGACCAGAGCUCCCAGCUGAAACCAUCGCAGCAAAUAGAAAACAAAAAUUGGCAACUAGAAUGGGAACUAAAGUCAUGCAAUUUGGCUACCUGUGUUCAGCUGUCAUGUACUACCCCAUUAAUUCGAUUAACACCUUAAAUUUUAGCAUUUCCAAUUCAGCAUUUAUUCAAGGCAGCAUUUAUUUCAAAAUCACUUUUCUUAAAUCACUGACACAGGAUUCGUACAAAGUCUUGAAUUCUUGAAAAAGUCUGAAAAUUUUGCCCAGUAAUUUUCCAGACCUGGAAAAAGUCUGGAAAAUGGUAAAAAGUCUGGUAAAAAGUAAGAACCCUGCUGAUAAUAGUUACGGUAAAUUGUUUGUAAAUAUUAUGAAAAGUAAGGUUUCCAAUGUCUCUCCUAUUUUGCUGAGCGGUCGUCCUUCUUUCCUCAGAGCCACACACAGUGAGAGAAAAAAGUAAAAUUAUGCAAAUUAAUGGUAAAAGGAGGAGAGAUUGGGGCAGAGAGAGGAAAAGGAUGCCCUCGGAGAUUUUAUUGUAUUUUGAAUUACCAUGAGUGAAACAGAAAUGCCCGAUUGGUCGGCUACUUGUCAAUCUGUCAACACCAAAAAAUCUCACUCUCAAGGGAGUCAGUACGGCUCCAACUUUUGUAGAACAUGGUGACCAGACAAGAACUGCAGUCACUGCACUCCAGUUUCCAAAUGGAAAGGGAGAUCUGUUAAUUGAUUAACUAGCCCAUGCUUUUGUGGAACCUGGAGUAUAUUCUCGAUCAAAAUAUAUCCUAUCUAAAUUUCUGUACAUGACCACGAAAGGUGGUCAACCAUAAUACCGUAUUGCCAGGCUUCUUUGCUUUUUUGCUUUCUUCUUCCCGUACUUUGAGGAAUCCUGUUUUUUACAGAGUUUCGGGAUUCAUUACGAUAGUAUCAUUGCAAUACCUCACAGAUGAGAAGAGAUCCGAUGUUCCUAAUCAAACAGCAGUGAAUACCCUCGUUCCUCGUGGCUUCGCCACUCACCCCCCUUGCAUUCUCUCAAUCUACUGUGACUCAAAAGAAAAAUAAGAGAGAGCUCACAAUCUAAAUCGUAAAUGUCUGGAUGGUGUAAAUUACCAAGUUGUACCGAGUUUGUUCUAUUAUCCUCCAAUAAGCGCCACAUUUUUUCGAUAAGGUGCAGCAUUUAUUCAAGGGCGGCAUUUAUAGGUAAUUUUGCUUCAAUCUACGGCAUUUUGUCAAGGGCUGUGUUUAAUCGAAUAAAUACAAAAGUAGGUUGAGUGUGAUCGUCCGGGUGAACAUAGUCCUGAAUAGGACUGUUGUUGUUGACAGUGACUGACGUUUCGACAACAAAGUGAGACGUUGUAUCACGUCAGUUGAUGGUAUUAUACUGUGGUUAUUGAUCUGAUUGGUCAAUUACGUCACAAUGUUAUUGGUCGUCUGUCAGUUAAGCUGUGAUGUUAUUGGCUAUGAAGACUCAUAAUCAGUAAUUGGUGCGUUUCGAUCCGUCUAUUGUCACAGUUAACCCUUGAAGUCCUAAUGGUGACCAACAUCAAUUUUCUCCUAACAAUAUCCAUAGAUUGUCAAGAAAUUAGGUUAUGAGAGUUAAUAAAAUGAUCAUCUAGGAGAAAAUGCUUUGAUCUUUUAUCAAAUUCUCAACACAUUCUUAAAGGAAAUAUGUAGAGAUCAGUUUGGAGAAUUUGUAUGUGGUUAUUGGGGCUUAAAGGGUUAAACAGUCGUCUAUUGUUAGUCAAAUUAUCAGUUCUCCAGUCGUUCUCUUGUAGUUAGUUUUGCUUGAUCUUGUGCUUUUAUUAGUUUUGUUCAUGGUCCCAAAGUGCCCGCAAAAUAGGGGUUAACUGUCAGUAGGACAGUCAUUGGAUUUCUCUUCACCUCUCUUGACUGCAUUUGUCCUCUGUGGGUCUUCUAACUCCUGUACAUUCUCUUAUUCUUUUUAGAUAAGUUACUGUAUAUUUAUACAUCAGGGACUACAGGAUUGCCGAAAGCUGCAGUUAUAACAAAUGCUAGGUAUGUACAGACUGCCUGUGUAGCAAGCAUUUCCUUGCAAAUUCAUUGAGAAAGUUGGGAGGAGAGCAAAGAAGAGGAGUGAAUGGGGAGGGGUGGGAGGUUUCCUCUUCUCCCCCCCUCUUCCCCUUCAAUGUUAAUUCUAUUUGGUCAGAGGCCUGGUCUCAUCUACCCAAGAACAUUUACAAUUUUACCAUCCGCUACAUCAACAACUCCCUUCCUACACGUAAGAAUAUGGCAAGAUAGGAAUUAUUACCAAGUCCUUAUUGCUCCUGACUGCUCCUUAAUCCUUAAGCACUCCUUCAUAUUGUCGCUGGUUGAUCACUUCACCUGGGGACAACCCUUCCCUUCAUUGCCAUUCAACCUGGAAUUUAAUGUUCACCCUUCACUCUAUGCCGAUGUCAAAGGUUUUCUGAAUCCUUCAAUAAUAACCGGUGAAAAUUAUCAUCCAGAUCUUCUUUUCCUAAUUCAGUCCAAGUGCCUACAUGUUCUAGAAUAAACAGUUGGUUUUGAGUCUAACCUUAAUAACAAUGCAGUGCGUAAAAAAAAAAACAGAUCUUGGUCAAAGAAAUGAGCAGAAAUUACAGAUGUGUGAAAUUUGUAAACCUCUCCAUGAGCUCCCUUGGUGUUUUCUAUGACAAAUGUUCCACUUUCUUAAACAUUGGCAUUGACAAAAAGCAGCAACAUUAUGUGUCAAAAAAAUGAUAAAAUAAUAUAGCCAUUAGAGUAACAUAUUACAUCUUUUGUUGUAGAGAUAGGAAUUGGGAUAGCCCAGACUUAAUGACAUUUUGAUUUUUGAAUAAUUCAAUCUCAAGCAGCCAAUUGUAACUUGCCUAUACGUAGCGAGAUUUACAAAUUAAUGUACAUUCAAAAAGACAAAUAAAGUUUCCAUUAUUUAGAAAGACACUGGUAUUAACUCUUAAGAAAUUUACUGCUUUUAGCUGGAAACCAAGUUAUUUUAAUGCCCCACCUCUCUUUCUUUUCAGGAACAUUACAUGUAGCUCCACGUACUCCUUUAUUACCAAUUUCUUAUCUUUUAGAUACUUUAGGAUGGCAUAUGGGAUAACAUGCGCACUCUGCGUAAGUACAGAAGACAUUGUUUACUCCUCCCUGCCCCUGUAUCACUCUUCUGCUGGCGUCCUCGGUGUCGGGCAGUGUCUCAUUAAUGGAUGUACAUUGGUUCUGCGACGCAAAUUUUCUGCCAGUCAAUUUUGGGAUGAUUGUGUAAAAUCAAAGGCUACAGUAAGUGCUGUCAUUUUUCUUUUAUUUUUGUGUUUGAUUUAAUCGGGGCAAUGUGGACACGUUUUGCAUGAGCAAAACUCAUACUCCAGUCAGAACAGUUGCAACUCUUACCCUUUUAUUGUUGUAAUCACGUAUGAGGAUGUUGUGGCUUAAUUUCAUCCUAACCUCAAUUAGUCUUUAUUUUUUUUGUGCAUGUGUGUGUAUGUAAGUGUUUGAUGUUGAGUAAAAAAAAGGAAAAUAAAGUUGAACCACAGGGAUAUUGAAUCUAUGGACAAAAUUAUGUUAAUAAUUUGACCAUAAUGAACCUGUACCUCAGCGGUUCUCUUGCGUUGUUUGUGUUAUUCAUGCUUCAUGAUUUUACUUUGAGAGCACUAAGUGCUUAGCAAAAGAGCUCAUACUAAUUUUUCAUGUUCUGAAACUGUUCUUGCACGUCAACACGUUAUUUGACGAUGGAAACGUUUAUGAAGGGGUCGGAAGGUUCAUGAAGUCAAACACAGUCCUAAAGGCAAUACCUUCACUGUUAUUUUUUCUUGUGCGUUAGAUCGUUCAGUACAUUGGUGAGGUUUGCCGCUACCUUUUGGCUCAACCUUAUCGUCCUGCUGAGAAACAGCAUUCGGUGCGCCUGGCAUUUGGCAACGGUCUCCGGCCUCAGAUUUGGGAAGAGUUCCAGUCCCGCUUUGGCAUCAAACAAAUUGGGGAAUUUUAUGGCUCAACUGAAGGAACUGCCUCCGUAGUCAACAUAGACAACAAGGCUGGUGCUUGUGGUUUUGUUUCAGAGAUUGCGCCCGCUAUCUAUCCUGUGACCAUUAUCAAAGUUGAUCCUGACACGGGGGAAAUAGUGCGUGGAGCAGAUGGACUGGCUGUGAGAACCAAGCCUGGGGACGUUGGACAGAUUGUUGGGAAGAGCUCAAAAGGUAUUUUGUUUGACUUUAUUCGUGCUGAUUUUUGCGAGGCUUAUAAACAAUUUUGUGAAAUGUAAGUCCCACAAAAGAAGCGAAGUUAAGUUGUCGUGAUUUUCGUUUUGUUAUUGUUCUGUUAAGUGUUGACUUAGACUCUUUUUAUCCUCAUUAUGUUUCUUUCAUUACGACUUUUCUGACAAAUCGCGAAAUUCAAGUUUCGCAAAAUGUACCUCUCCCAUUUUCAACAAUUAUGUGACCGGGAAUAUUAGCACAAAUUAAUAUUUUAUUCUGUAAUAAACACCAAUUUGGCCUACUUAUUACUAAGCUUGAAGCUGCCUUGACUUAAGUCACAGGUGUCCCAACUGAUCCUUUUCUUUGAGUCACAGGUGACCCAACUGACCCCUUUUCUUAUGUCACAGGUGACCCUUCUAAUCGUUUCGAAGGCUACCUUAACCCCGUGGAGACUUCCAAGAAAGUCGCCCAUGAUAUAUUCCGUAAGGGUGACACGGCCUUCCUUUCUGGAGACUUGGUAGUGAGGGAUGAGUUGGGCUACAUCUAUUUUCGCGAUCGAACCGGAGACUCGUUCCGUUGGCGCGGUGAGAACGUGUCCACAGCUGAAGUCGAGGCGAUAAUGAGCAAAGUACUUGGUCUUUGUGAUGUUGUUGUUUACGGUGUCUUGGUACCCGGCUGUGAGGGGCGUGCGGGUAUGGCGGCCAUUGUCGACCCAGACAACAAAGUUAAUCUUGAAGGUUUGGCUACUAGUCUGAAGAAAUUAUUGCCGAGUUACGCUUGUCCGAUGUUUCUUCGGAUUGUGCAUAACGUUGACAUAACUGGUACAUUUAAACUUCAGAAGAACAAGUUAAAGAGUGAAGGCUUUGAUAUAGGCCUCGUGGAAGACCAGUUAUACUACUUUGAUUCCAGAGAAAAAUUGUAU